UAAUGCCAGCCAUGGGGUAUUACCCUGGGCAGGGGCAGCUCCGAGGGGGCUCCACCACUGCCAGCAGCACCGCGCACCAAAUUGAGGAUCGACCCAUUCUGUGGAUUUGUUCUCAGGGUAUGUCUUGGAUCUACAACCAGGUUCGUUAUCAGUAUCUUUCAUGUUACUCCUGUUGCAACUGCUUACAGGAGUUUUUUAAUGUCAAGGUCUCUUUCAUUUAGGAAAGAGGUACAGGGUGUUUAACCCAUUAUGACAGUGGCUCCAGUUUGGAGAAAUUACUGUACUAUUUUUAAGUUGCACUGACACUACUGGAACACCUCCCCAAUACUCACAAUUCCAUGGUUUUUCAUCCAACAAACGCUGCUGAUGUAACUUAAUCAGCUGUGCCAGCAUCUUGCUUUCCCUCGGAUUGUGACUCACAAAGAACGACCCAACUCAUCCUUCCUAGGCAGAGGGGGAUGUUAAAAACUCCUCUGCAGAGUCCUUGCCUGUUGCUGAGGGGGCACCAGGAUUCUUUCCCGGCACCCUCCUGAGCUUAAAGAGUUUCUAAAAUAGCUCUCCAGAGAGGUACAAAACCAGCUUCGAUCUUAUCACUUUUCAUCACCCAUUCAUCCCACAGUUCCACUGGGAAAGCCAUGCUGGCCUUUAACCCUUUAACAUGUGAUUCUGACUAGCGUAAUAUCAUUUUAAGAGAAUGAGAAGCAGCUGUUUUUCUGGGCUUCUCUAAAAGUUUAUGUAUAAGUUCAAAGACAUGUUUUUCUUCUGAAGACAUAUUCCUGCCCAUGUCCCUCACAGCUCACCAUCAAAACCUGAGGGGAAGGAUGCUGGCUGGCUCCUGCUUCCUUUCUGCAGCAAUUCAGUUCUGUGGGGCAUUCCCAGAACGGCCAGAUAGGCAAAUUGUCGUUCCUCACACGGGACACCAUUCCUGGGGAUGGAGAGGCACAGACCAUGCUAUGCAAGCAAAGCUGUUUGUUGCAUCAGUUUACCAGUAUUUAUAGGUCCCUAAAUUCUGUCCAAAAUUUUCCACUCAGACUUCUUUGCCCCUGUUCCCUUAGUAACACAAUCUUCUCAGUUAUCAUUCUUUCACCAGCAAUGUUCUUGUUAUAUUCUUUUGCCAGAGCUGUCAGAGUGACCAGAUAGAAUGUCUUAACCUUUGUGCUUACCUUGAGUUUAUCUCUCCCAAGGCCAAGAGGAUGGUGUCACUAGCCAGUUCUGCUUCUACAGCUGUCUGAUUUUCCACAUUUUGGAAUACUUUUGAUAAAGUAUCUUUGUUUAUGUGAUUAGAAAGAGUGCAAGUCUGGAUUUGGGUGCACUGCUCGUGGACCACUCAGUUUAUGAUGACAUAAUCAUUGUGAAAAAGUAUUUUAUCUUCAGCUGUUGAGUUAUUCAGGAGAAAAACCAAACCAAAUAAUGAUAUUGAGCUAUCUAUCUAAAUAAUAACUGAUAGCAUUGAUCCAUGUGAAUUUUGACACCUGCUAGAGGAACUUUGCCAUCUUGCAGGCACAUAAAUAGCCGGUGAAGAGACCACAGCCUUACACUGAAGGCACCAUGCGAAUCCUUCUCCUCCUCCUGGCAGCUGCAGGGCUUUGUUGGGGGCAGUACAACCCCAACACUGUCCCAAAGAGAACUUCCAUUGUGCAUCUCUUUGAAUGGCGCUGGCAGGAUAUUGCUGAGGAGUGUGAACGCUACUUAGCUCCUAAUGGAUUUGGCGGAGUUCAGGUUUCACCUCCCAAUGAAAACAUUGUCAUUACUAACCCGAACAGACCCUGGUGGGAAAGAUACCAGCCCAUUAGCUACAAGAUCUGCUCUCGAUCAGGAAAUGAGGAGCAAUUCAAAGACAUGGUGAAGAGAUGCAACAAUGUUGGAGUUCGUAUCUAUGUGGAUGCUGUCGUCAACCAUAUGUGUGGGGCUGCAGGUGGCUCAGGCACACAUUCUACCUGUGGAAGCUAUUUUAAUGCUGGAAACAGAGAUUUUCCAGCUGUCCCAUACUCUGGCUGGGAUUUCAAUGAUGGCAAAUGUCACACUGGAAGUGGAGAAGUUGAAAAUUAUAAUGAUAUCUAUCAGGUCCGGGACUGCCGUGUGACCGGCCUUCUGGAUCUGGCCCUGGAGAAGGACUAUGUGCGCUCAGAGAUUGCACAGUACAUGAACCAUCUCAUUGACAUUGGUGUAGCAGGAUUCCGAAUUGAUGCUGCCAAGCACAUGUGGCCUGGGGACAUAAAAGCAUUUCUGGACAAGCUGCAUGAUCUGAACACUCAAUGGUUUUCUGCAGGAACUAGACCUUUAAUUUACCAGGAGGUAAUUGAUUUGGGUACGGAGCCCAUCAAAGGCAGCGAGUACUUUGGAAAUGGCCGAGUGACAGAAUUCAAAUAUGGUGCCAAACUGGGAACAGUGCUCCGCAAGUGGAAUGGAGAAAAGAUGGCCUACUUAAAGAACUGGGGAGAAGGCUGGGGCUUUGUGCCUUCCGACAGAGCCCUGGUCUUUGUGGAUAAUCACGACAAUCAGAGAGGACACGGGGCUGGUGGAGCUUCUAUUCUAACCUUCUGGGAUGCCAGGCUCUAUAAAAUGGCAGUUGGCUUCAUGCUUGCCCAUCCAUAUGGGCUCACACGUGUGAUGUCAAGUUUUCGCUGGCCAAGAUAUUUUCAAAAUGGAAAGGAUGUCAAUGACUGGUACGGACCCCCAAGUAACGCAGAUGGCUCCACAAAGGCCGUCACCAUCAACGCGGACACGACCUGUGGCAACGACUGGGUUUGUGAACAUCGCUGGCGUCAAAUCAGGAACAUGGUUAUCUUCCGUAACGUGGUGGAUGGUGAGCCUUUCUCCAACUGGUGGGACAAUGGCAGCAAUCAAGUGGCUUUUGGCCGUGGUAACAAAGGCUUCAUCAUCUUCAAUAAUGAUGACUGGAAUAUGAAUGUCAAUGUGCAAACUGGACUGCCUGCUGGUACCUACUGUGAUGUUAUUUCUGGACAAAAGGAGGACAACAGAUGUACUGGAAAGCAGGUGAAUACAUUCUGUUUCUACAUGACCACUUGAAAUAUUUACUUGGAGGGAGGUGACCAGAUUUGGAAAAAAGAGAAGAGAACAGACGAUUUCCCUCUCUUUUCAUGUGGAAGAGUCUCAUAAAAAAAGCAGAAGAGUUCA
Molecule: messenger RNA, 3138 nt
Organism: Passer domesticus (house sparrow)
Lineage: Eukaryota; Metazoa; Chordata; Aves; Passeriformes; Passeridae
Product: pancreatic alpha-amylase-like
Exons: 11
Coding region: 1549-3030 (493 amino acids)
Biological process (GO): carbohydrate metabolic process
Molecular function (GO): cation binding; alpha-amylase activity
Source: RefSeq, a predicted model, not a curated record